Nicotiana tabacum (common tobacco) is the source of this 673-nucleotide messenger RNA. The record is from RefSeq and is a predicted model, not a curated record. NCBI's taxonomy places the organism in Eukaryota, Viridiplantae, Streptophyta, Magnoliopsida, Solanales, Solanaceae.
AAGACAACUUUCCUAAUUUACAUUCUUAGUUUUUAAGCCUAGUUACAGAGCCUAAGCCACACUACUUUGCAUUUGGCAAAGAGCCAAGAACUGGUAAUUAAAAGAAGAAGAAAUGGAUGGGUUUGCUGGUGAGGCUGAGGUCACACGGCGCAGUGCCAAUCAUUAUCCUACUAUCUGGGGAGACCAUUUUCUUGCCUAUGCUGAUCUCUUGGUAGCAAAUGAAUGGGAAGAGAAGGAGCACGAGGACCUAAAAGAAGAAGUGAGAAAAAUGCUAAAGAUGGCUCCUUCCAAAUCUUUGCAAAAGCUUGACAUAAUCAACAAAAUCCAAUUGCUUGGAUUGGCGUACCAUUUUGAACAUGAGAUUGAGGAAUCAUUGGCUUACAUUUAUACUAGUUAUGAAAAAUGGAUUGGCCAAGUUGAUGAAAGUGACCUUCAUGCUGUUGCUCUAAGCUUUCGAUUACUUAGGCAACAUGGUUAUUAUGUUUCAUCUGGUAGUAAUCUUCCUCCUACUUGACAUUAUGCAAUGAGUUUAAGUUGUCAGUGCAAAAAAGAUAUUAACACAAUCAGAUCACUUAUAAGAUAGCUAUAACUGGUAAAUUUGUAGAAUGAAUAUUUAUUGCUAAUUUAAAAUUAAUGAUAACCAAUCUACUAUAAUAGGUUUAGCUACAAUGAU